ACACCGGAAAUGGUUAGCUAAUGCUGAGAGCGUCCCGGUGAACACAUCCUUGAACGCGUUCAUCCGAAACCAUACUCACCUUUCCGGGACCAAGUUCAUGUGUCUGGAGGGUGGAUGCGGCGCUUGUGCUGUGAACGUGUCCGGACUCCAUCCCGUUACCAAGGAGAAUAAAACUUGGUCCGUCUACUCGUGCCUGUUUCCCGUGUUCGCUUGCCAUGGGCUGGACAUCAAAACGGUGGAGGCUCUCGGCAACCGAACGGACGUCGAAAUGAGUCGCUAGAGAUGUUUAUCGAUGUUAAUUCUGUCGAGGAACUGCGUAGACUGACGGAGUCGCUCAUCUACGACACUGCUGACGAACCGUGCCUGGAACUAUAAACCACCGGGCGCGAAGGACAUUCCGGUGGACUUUCGCAUACGGCUGGUGCAGACUGGUGAAAAUCAGGUAGGAUCGAA
Molecule: messenger RNA, 453 nt
Organism: Anopheles stephensi (Asian malaria mosquito)
Lineage: Eukaryota; Metazoa; Arthropoda; Insecta; Diptera; Culicidae
Product: xanthine dehydrogenase-like
Exons: 2
Coding region: 98-280 (60 amino acids)
Molecular function (GO): iron ion binding; 2 iron, 2 sulfur cluster binding; oxidoreductase activity
Source: RefSeq, a predicted model, not a curated record